UAAAAUCGACAUGCACUUGACCAAUAACCUAUUUUUUCUAUGGCAAUAACACAAGAUGGCUCACUGUAGCUACAGUAAAUUCUCACAUUUAUUAAAAUUAACAACCGCUAACCUAAAUAAACCAACAUUGUUACGGACAGGGAGAGACAUUCAACAUGCUCCACAACGCUGCAAAUAUUUCAUACGUUUUCACAAGACCUCAGGUUCUGAGAGGUCGUUGCAGGAGAGACAGAAGCAGCACAUGGCUCGUGGCUUGCCCAAACAAAAGCCCAUUGCUGGAGUGAAACAAGUUAUUGUGGUGGCCUCAGGGAAGGGGGGUGUUGGGAAAUCAACCACUGCAGUGAAUUUGGCCCUUGGACUCACAGCUAAUGAUCCAAGUAAAACUGUGGGCAUCUUAGACGCUGAUGUUUACGGUCCCUCAGUUCCUAAACUGAUGAGCCUGAAGGGGAACCCAGAACUCACUGACAGUAGGAGACAUCGAUCUGAAUACAACCUAAUGAGACCACUUAUGAAUUUUGGGAUUCCUUGUAUGUCCAUGGGGUUUCUGGUAGAGGAUGUUGCACCCAUUGUCUGGAGGGGCCUGAUGGUGAUGUCAGCUAUAGAGAAGCUACUUAGACAGGUAGAUUGGGGACUGCUGGACUACCUGGUUAUUGACAUGCCACCUGGGACUGGAGAUGUUCAGUUAUCAAUCACUCAGAACGUCCCAAUAGCAGGAGCAGUGAUCGUGUCCACUCCUCAGGAUAUUGCCUUGCUGGAUGCACGCAGAGGAGCAGAAAUGUUCAGAAAGGUCAAUGUACCGGUCCUGGGUAUAGUCCAGAAUAUGAGCGUGUUUCAGUGCCCCAAGUGUAACCACCAGACCCACAUCUUUGGGGCAGAUGGAGCAAGGGCCCUUGCUGAUACUCUGGGAGUACAAGUAUUGGGAGACAUUCCUCUACACCUGAGCAUCAGAGAGAUGUCAGACAGAGGCCAGCCUGUAGUGGUGUCCUCACCUGACAGCCCUGAGGCUGAGGCCUACAGAAAGGUGGCGACUGCCGUGGUCCAGCGUCUAGAAGAACUCUCUGGUUGAGUUAUUGCCCCUACUGUGUAGGACAACUGGACAACUCGUCAUCGACAAGAGGUUCAGUGCAUUUGGAAAGUAUUCAGACCCCUUGACUUUUUCCACAUUUUGUUAUUCUAAAAUGGAUUCAAUCUUUUUUUUCCCCUCAUCAAUUU
Messenger RNA from Salvelinus namaycush (lake trout), 1212 nucleotides. It is a transcript of the gene nubpl, whose product is annotated as nucleotide binding protein-like. Gene Ontology annotation, cellular component: mitochondrion. Gene Ontology annotation, molecular function: ATP binding; 4 iron, 4 sulfur cluster binding; ATP-dependent FeS chaperone activity. Gene Ontology annotation, biological process: mitochondrial respiratory chain complex I assembly; iron-sulfur cluster assembly. The record is from RefSeq and is a predicted model, not a curated record. The transcript has 10 exons. Bases 56 to 1066 code for a protein of 336 amino acids. Lineage: Eukaryota; Metazoa; Chordata; Actinopteri; Salmoniformes; Salmonidae.